Molecule: messenger RNA, 1168 nt
Organism: Tuber melanosporum (Perigord truffle)
Lineage: Eukaryota; Fungi; Ascomycota; Pezizomycetes; Pezizales; Tuberaceae
Exons: 3
Coding region: 134-1168 (344 amino acids)
Biological process (GO): ribosomal small subunit assembly; translation
Cellular component (GO): ribosome
Molecular function (GO): rRNA binding; structural constituent of ribosome; mRNA binding
Source: RefSeq, a predicted model, not a curated record
GAGAAGCCACCGUUCGAGUGAGUACUCGUACGUGCGCCCAUCUCACUCUCAAAAACUGAAUCGCCCUCAGUUCUCCCAUCGUCUUAGCACAUUUUCAACCGGAAGAUUCGCCAACAUCAAACCUUCCACGAAGAUGUCACUGCGCACAAUAUUCGUUCAACCAUCCAAGCUUUGUCUCCUGCCACGGCACACCCCGCUUACCCCUCGAUUGAUCCCAGGAUUGGUAAGAAACCUCACCCCGAAAAGUACCCCGCCUCCAGCUCCCUCAAAACCGGUUGGCCCGAAUCAAGAUGUCCUGCGGCACGCUAGUGGGGAGGCCGCCGCAACUGUUGAUAUUAUGGGUAGGAAGAGCUUAUAUCUGGAGCAUGGGACACUGAUUCAGAUGUUAAAGAAUGACCCUACCGCACCGCAGAAUGCGCCCAAGGUUUCGAAAGAGAUUCCCCGGACAAAAAGAGAGUAUUCCACCGCAGCAACCCCGAUCGAUCCUUUGUCUUCCAAUACGCCUACCGGCAUGGCUUCCUCUACUGCUCUCGCACUGCCUCGCGUUACUUCUGACGCCUUUGCUUUGACAAUUCCCGGGGCUAAAUACCCUCUUCCGCAACUUCCUCUUCCGUCAUGUUCUCACCUCAAGCACCGUUAUUCUACAUUACUUGAGCAGGUCAUAAACUUUAUUAUGAUCGGCGGUCGAAAAGCCAAAGCCGAGUCGCUAGUUGAUCAGAUACUUGCCAAUUUACGGACUCGCCCUGCUCCAAUAUCGAGAGAAGGGACCCCACUUCUUCCUGGAACUCCCGCUUUAUCUUCACUGCCACUUGAUCCAGUUCAGUACCUUCAGAUCGCGAUUGACUCUGUAUCUCCGUUAGUCAAGAUUUUAAUGCUUAAGGGUGCAGGAGGAACUAAGCGACCGGUUCCAUACCCGCUACGCUUGAGACAGCGGAGACGGUUCGCAUUGACAUGGAUAUCUGCGGCUGCGGAUAAGAAGAAAGAUAGGCUGGGGUUUGCGGAAAGGUUUGCGGAUGAGGUUGUCGCUGUUGUCGAAGGUAGAAGCUCAGCAUGGGAAAAAAGGAGUCAGGUCCAUAAACUAGCUGUAGCAUCGCGUGCCAAUGUCAUCAUUAAUCCUGGAAGAACAGUCGCACCUUCAAAAAUAAAGUUCCCCAUCGCUGUUCUCUAG